AUGUCAAUCAGAUACGCCAAAGAUCAGCCUGCAGGCUUUACUAAUUAUAUUAAAAACGUUGCCGUUAUCGGUGCCGGAGGUGAAGUUGGCAAGCCUAUUGCCACUGAGCUACUUAAAACUGGAAAAUAUAACGUUACCGCUAUUACUCGUUUCGAUAGCAAAACUAGCCUUCCUACACUGGUCAACGUUAUUCGCGUCAACUACGAUGAUGAGCAAACCCUUAUAGACGCGCUCAAGGGUCAACAAUUUAUUUUCAUCACUCUUGCUGCAACAGCCGCUCGAGAUACGCAGGCCAAAAUUAUCACUGCAGCAGCCAAAGCCGGCGUAUCGUGGGUUAUGCCUAACUCAUACGCCCCCGAUUUCGCUAAUAAGGCGUUAAUGACGGACAUCAUGAUCGGUCCUGCUGCUGAAGCUGGUGUUGCCAGUGUGGAACAAGCCGGCAUGUCUUGGAUUUACAUGACUUGCGGCUUUUGGUAUGAGUUUUCUCUCUCUGUCGGUAGCCCAUGGUGUGGCUUUGAUAUAUUGGACAAGAAGGUUACGUUCUACGAUGACGGUAACACGCGGAUUAACAUGUCAACAUGGGAGCAAUGCGGCAGGGCUGCGGCACAACUCCUUAGCCUAAAAGAACUACCAGAUGACGAAAUGGAUCAGUCGCCAACAAUCUCUCAAUGGCGGAAUAAGAUCCUGUAUAUCUCUAGUUUCCUGGCCUCGCAACGAGAUAUGCUCGAUAGCUUACACCGGGUAAUGGGUACGACUGAUGACGACUGGCAGAUAGACCACGAGCCAACGGAUACCCGAUAUAAGCGAGGGCUGCAAAUCCUACAGUCUGGUAACAUUGAGGGCUUUGGCAUGGCCAUGUUUGCACGUACAUAUUUCCCCAAUGGUGAUGGUAACUACGAGGCUAAAUACGGCUUGGCUAAUAAGGAGCUUGGGUUACCAAAGGAGAAUUUCGAUGAAGCUACAAAACUUGCAGUUAAGAUGGCUGAGGCAGGAUUUGGGAAUAGUUGGAAAGAGAUUAACGGAGGUGCUGCUAAAUGA
Messenger RNA from Trichoderma breve, 1038 nucleotides. RefSeq names its product nmrA-like family domain-containing protein. Bases 1 to 1038 code for a protein of 345 amino acids. The record is from RefSeq and is a predicted model, not a curated record. NCBI's taxonomy places the organism in Eukaryota, Fungi, Ascomycota, Sordariomycetes, Hypocreales, Hypocreaceae. The transcript is spliced from 2 exons.